ACGGGAGGCACCAGGAUGCGGGGGCUGGUGGCGCUGCUGGCGGCGCUGAGCUGCGCGGCCCCGGCGGGGCGGGCGGCGGCUCCCGGGGGUGCCCUCAGCUCCAACGCCAUCAAGGGACCCCCCCCGGGCGGGGCGGCCGAGGCCAGCGCCGCCCCCGCACCCCCUUUCGACGGCAGCAACAAGGCCCCGCCGGCCGCCACCCGACAGCCUUUCCCGUGCGCCGAGGACGAGGACUGCGGCCCCGAGGAGUUCUGCGGAGCCCGCGGCGGGGGAGCCCCGCUGUGCCUCGGCUGCCGGCGGCGCCGCAAGCGCUGCCUGCGCGAUGCCAUGUGCUGCCCCGGCACGACCUGCAGCAACGGUCUCUGCACGCCCCUGGAGCCGCCCCACGGAGCGGCCGAGCUGGACGAGACCGGCCCUGAGGCGCUGCCCCGACGGACGCCCGCUCCCGCCUGGCUCCCCACUGCCAAAGGCGAGGAAGGCGACUUCUGCCUGCGCUCCUCGGACUGCGCGGCCGGGCUGUGCUGCGCCCGCCACUUCUGGUCCAAGAUCUGCAAGCCGGUGCUGCGGGAGGGGCAGGUGUGUACCCGGCACCGGCGGAAAGGCACGCACGGCCUGGAGAUCUUCCAGCGCUGCCCGUGCAGCGAGGGGCUGGCGUGCCGCCCGCAGCGAGAGCCCGGCCCCGCCGACGCGUCCCGCCUGCACACCUGCCAGCCGCACUGAGCCACACCGGACCGACACACGGACCGACACACGGACACACACACGGACGCCACAGGCUCCGGCCCCGCCGGAGCGAAGGUUGUUCCUCAAGGGAACUUCUCCUCAGCGACUUCUUGCAGUACGUUACUGUGUUGUGAAUACUCCAGCUGGCACUUAGCUGUACAUAACGCCGGGACUUUGAAUGACUUCUAACGAGUUUUUAAUGAUUUUUCUUUUUGUUUUGGUUCAAACCGUGACUGUGACUUUGUACACACUGGGUUUUGUCUUUUUUCUUUUUUUUUUUUUUUUUAUUCUGGCUCGGAGGGAUGCCGCCGACUGCGUGCGAGCGAAUAAAACUUUAAAUUCACCCCGCGUCCCUGCCCGUGGGCGGGGGGAUUCAUCCCCAGCAUCCCAUGGGAAAGGCUGCUGGCUUGGCACUGUCGGCAUUGUUUUUUUAGGGAUGCCGUGGUCGCCAUUCUGCUGCUUUUUAGGAAUUCCGUGGUCGCCACCGAUGCCCUCUGGGCACCAAAGCGAGGAGAGGCAGCGCGGUCGGGGCUCUGGAUGAGCAGAAUCGCUCUCCUUGGUUUUGGGAGGGAGGAGGGAGUGAGGGAUCACCGGAGGGGCUGUGCUGGACCAACCACGGGUGCUGCCGAUCUCAACCGCUCACUCCUUGCUCCAUGCAGAAUAAAGAUUUAUUUUUCCCCCGUCA
Molecule: messenger RNA, 1408 nt
Organism: Taeniopygia guttata (zebra finch)
Lineage: Eukaryota; Metazoa; Chordata; Aves; Passeriformes; Estrildidae
Gene: DKK1
Product: dickkopf WNT signaling pathway inhibitor 1
Biological process (GO): multicellular organism development; negative regulation of canonical Wnt signaling pathway
Cellular component (GO): extracellular region
Molecular function (GO): receptor antagonist activity; co-receptor binding
Source: RefSeq, a predicted model, not a curated record